Messenger RNA from Phlebotomus papatasi, 1223 nucleotides. Its product is annotated as luciferin sulfotransferase. The record is from RefSeq and is a predicted model, not a curated record. Bases 130 to 1182 code for a protein of 350 amino acids. Lineage: Eukaryota; Metazoa; Arthropoda; Insecta; Diptera; Psychodidae. Gene Ontology annotation, biological process: sulfation. Gene Ontology annotation, cellular component: cytoplasm. The transcript has 2 exons. Gene Ontology annotation, molecular function: sulfotransferase activity.
AGUGCAGAGUGGAUUGUUGUGGCGUUGAGACGCAUUACGUGUGUUCAGUGCUGAAAAAAGGGAAGAAAAUUGCCCCCAAGAAAAAGGCUAGAAAAAAACAGUGUUCAAGUGCGUGAAGAAUACAGUAAAAUGCAGUUCAAUAACAAUAAAGGUGAAUGUGAAUUUCCGUUUGUGAUUGAGAAAAUUGAUCCGGAUCUCAACCAGCAAAUGCUCAAUGACUUCAAAGGAGAAAAAACUGGCUUUGUGCAGGUUGGCCAGGAGAAAUGGUUCUUUCCCAGUCAGUACAUGGAAAUGGCGCAGCAUUUCUACGAUUUCCAGGCACGUCCUGAUGAUAUCUGGGUGGUUACAUUUCCUCGUUCAGGGACCACAUGGACGCAGGAGCUGGUGUGGAUGAUAGCUAAUAAUCUGGACUACGAGGGAGCUCAGAGAGAGCCCCUUACCAAGCGUUUUCCUUUCUUUGAAUUUGCUGCUUUCUUCCAUCCAGGCUUAAAGGCUGAACUGAUGGAACUCAAUGGGGAUUCAGCCCAGGGACAGGCUUUUGUGGAGGAGAUUUCAGUGCCGGCAUACAAGUUCCUGCCACACAUCACCGGUAGGCGUUUUAUCAAGACACACUUUCCCUUUUCUCUACUUCCACCGAGUGUCUUGGAGUCUGGAGCUAAGGUGAUCUAUGUGGCCAGGAAUCCACGGGAUGUGGCAGUUUCUUUCUACCAUUUGAAUCGUCUGUACAGAUCUCAGGGAUAUAUUGGGGAUUUUUCCACCUAUUGGGGGUAUUUUGAGAGAAAUCUUGCACCAUGGAUGCCCUACUGGAGUCACAUCCGGGAAGGUUGGGAGCAUAGGAAUCAUCCAAAUGUUUUAUUUAUGUUCUACGAAGAUAUGAAUCGUGAUCUCUCAGCCACAAUUCGACGAGUGGCUGGCUUCCUGGGGAAAUCUUUCUCAGACACCGAUGUUGAACGUCUCCGGAAGUACCUGAGCAUUGAGGAGUUCAGGAACAAUGAAUCUGUCAACUGCAGUGAACUCAAGGCAAUUCAUCUGCUGAAGAAUGGGGAACAGGGAUUUGUGAGGCGUGGAAAAAGUGAUGGAUGGAGUGAGGAAUAUACGCCAGAAUUGAAAGAGAGGGUUACCAAGUGGAUUCUGGAGAAUUCAAAAGAUCUCCCAUUUAAAUUUCCUUGCGAUCUUGUGUAAAAAAAUGCAUUUUUUUUGUGGAAUAAAUGGUUUUUUAUUUA